GGCGGCGGAGUCUCCCAAGUCCCCGCCGGGCGGGCGCGCGCCAGUGGACGCGGGUGCACGACUGACGCGGCCCGGGCGGCGGGGCGGGGGCUUGGGACCCCCGAGAGGGGCGGGGACUCCGCGACUCCUCGCUGCCGGGCUCGGCCUGGCGGGUGGGUCGGCGAGCCGGGCGUGGGACUGCCCCGGGCGCGGGCGCUGGUGGCCGGGGCGCGGGACUCCAGACGCCCCGGGGAGCCCCGAGGCCCUGGAACUGCGGCGCUCGGCGAGUCGAUCCGGGAUCGAUAGCAGCUCCAUGUCUCCGGCCUCUGAGGCCCCGCCGGCCGGCUGGGCAGUCCGGGGAGGCCUGGCGGGCGGCGCGUAGGCGGCGGCUGCGGGCGCCGGGGCGCACUAGCGGACGGCGUGGGCGCGCGGCCAGGCGCCUCCCCGGCCCCCGCGACCCAACUCCAGCCCGGGCCGGAAUAAGUUGCUGCCGCCGGCGGAGAGCGGGGCUGCGGAGCCACCGGGGCGCCAUGCCGGCGGUCAAGAAGGAGUUCCCGGGCCGCGAGGACCUGGCCCUGGCUCUGGCCACGUUCCACCCGACCCUGGCCGCGCUGCCGCUGCCGCCGCUGCCAGGCUACCUGGCGCCACUGCCCGCGGCGGCCGCCCUCCCCCCGGCCGCCUCGCUGCCCGCCUCGGCCGCCGGUUACGAGGCUCUGCUGGCCCCGCCGCUCCGCCCCCCGCGCGCCUACCUCAGCCUGCACGAGGCCGCCCCGCACCUCCACCUGCCCAGGGACCCGCUGGCCCUCGAGCGCUUCUCGGCCACCGCGGCCGCGGCCCCGGAUUUCCAGCCGCUGCUGGACAACGGCGAGCCGUGCAUCGAGGUGGAGUGCGGCGCCAACCGCGCGCUGCUCUACGUGCGCAAACUCUGCCAGGGCAGCAAGGGCCCGUCCAUCCGCCACCGCGGCGAGUGGCUCACGCCCAACGAGUUCCAGUUCGUCAGCGGCCGCGAGACGGCCAAGGACUGGAAGCGCAGCAUCCGCCACAAAGGGAAAAGUCUGAAGACGCUUAUGUCCAAGGGGAUCCUGCAGGUGCAUCCUCCGAUCUGCGACUGCCCGGGCUGCCGAAUAUCCUCCCCGGUGAACCGGGGGCGGCUGGCAGACAAGAGGACAGUCGCCCUGCCUGCCGCCCGGAACCUGAAGAAGGAGCGAACUCCCAGCUUCUCUGCCAGCGAUGGUGACAGCGACGGGAGUGGCCCCACCUGUGGGCGGCGGCCAGGCUUGAAGCAGGAGGAUGGUCCGCACAUCCGUAUCAUGAAGAGAAGAGUCCACACCCACUGGGACGUGAACAUCUCUUUCCGAGAGGCGUCCUGCAGCCAGGACGGCAACCUUCCCACCCUCAUAUCCAGCGUCCACCGCAGCCGCCACCUCGUUAUGCCCGAGCAUCAGAGCCGCUGUGAAUUCCAGAGAGGCAGCCUGGAGAUUGGCCUGCGACCCGCCGGUGACCUGUUGGGCAAGAGGCUGGGCCGCUCCCCCCGUAUCAGCAGCGACUGCUUUUCAGAGAAGAGGGCACGAAGCGAAUCGCCUCAAGCAGAGGCGCUGCUGCUGCCGCGGGAGCUGGGGCCCAGCAUGGCCCCGGAGGACCAUUACCGCCGGCUUGUGUCAGCACUGAGCGAGGCCAGCACCUUUGAGGACCCUCAGCGCCUCUACCACCUGGGCCUCCCCAGCCACGAUCUCCUGAGGGUCCGGCAGGAGGUGGCGGCUGCAGCUCUGAGGGGCCCCAGUGGCCUGGAAGCCCACCUGCCCUCCUCCACGGCAGGUCAGCGUCGGAAGCAGGGCCUGGCUCAGCACCGGGAGGGCGCCGCCCCAGCUGCCGCCCCGUCCUUCUCGGAGAGGGAGCUGCCUCAGCCGCCCCCCUUGCUGUCGCCGCAGAAUGCCCCUCACGUCGCCCUGGGCCCCCAUCUCAGGCCCCCCUUCCUGGGGGUGCCCUCGGCUCUGUGCCAGACCCCAGGCUACGGCUUCCUGCCCCCCGCGCAGGCGGAGAUGUUCGCCUGGCAGCAGGAGCUCCUGCGGAAGCAGAACCUGGCCCGGCUGGAGCUGCCCGCCGACCUCCUGCGGCAGAAGGAGCUGGAGAGCGCGCGCCCACAGCUGCUGGCGCCCGAGACCGCCCUGCGCCCCAACGACGGCGCCGAGGAGCUGCAGCGGCGCGGGGCCCUGCUGGUGCUGAACCACGGCGCGGCGCCACUGCUGGCCCUGCCCCCCCAGGGGCCCCCGGGCUCCGGACCCCCCACCCCGUCCCGGGACUCUGCCCGGCGAGCCCCCCGGAAGGGGGGUCCCGGCCCUGCCUCAGCGCGGCCCAGCGAGUCCAAGGAGAUGACGGGGGCUAGGCUCUGGGCACAAGAUGGCUCGGAAGACGAGCCCCCCAAAGACUCGGACGGAGAGGACCCCGAGACGGCAGCUGUUGGGUGCAGGGGGCCCACUCCGGGCCAAGCUCCAGCUGGAGGGGCCGGCGCCGAGGGGAAGGGGCUUUUCCCAGGGUCCACACUGCCCCUGGGCUUCCCUUAUGCCGUCAGCCCCUACUUCCACACAGGCGCGGUAGGGGGACUCUCCAUGGAUGGGGAGGAGGCCCCAGCCCCUGAGGACGUCACCAAGUGGACCGUGGAUGACGUCUGCAGCUUCGUGGGGGGCCUGUCUGGCUGUGGAGAGUACACUCGGGUCUUCAGGGAGCAGGGGAUCGACGGGGAGACCCUGCCACUGCUGACGGAGGAGCACCUGCUGACCAACAUGGGGCUGAAGCUGGGGCCCGCCCUCAAGAUCCGGGCCCAGGUGGCCAGGCGCCUGGGCCGAGUUUUCUACGUGGCCAGCUUCCCCGUGGCUCUGCCACUGCAGCCACCAACCCUGCGGGCCCCGGAGCGAGAACUCGGCACAGGAGAGCAGCCCUUGUCCCCCACGACGGCCACGUCCCCCUAUGGAGGGGGCCACGCCCUUGCCGGUCAAACUUCACCCAAGCAGGAGAAUGGGACCUUGGCUCUACUUCCAGGGGCCCCCGACCCUUCCCAGCCUCUGUGUUGAGGUUGCCGGGGGUAGGGGUGGGGCCACACAAAUCUCCAGGAGCCACCACUCAACACAAUGGCCCUGCCUCCCACCGCUUUAUUUCUUUCGGUUUCGGAUGCAAAACAAAAAAUUUUAAAAGAAAAUGUGACUUCAAAGGAAAGGAACAAAUUUUCAAAGACUUGGGGGAGUGAAGGCAGAGCCUGGUGCAGAUGGACGAGGUCUGCAGACGGAGGGCAGAGGUGGUGGAAGGGGCCAGGGGCCUGCAGGCCUCCCCCUGGAACUGGGACUGGUCUCGGUCUGCUGACGUCAGGGUCAGCUCCCCCGCGGAGCUGACUUCAGCAGCCCACAGCUGUGGGGCUUCAGCAGCCACACCAGCCCAGCCCAGCCCAGCUCUCGAUACGUUUGGUCUUUCAUGCUGAAAAAUAAAUAAUAAAGCCUG
Molecule: messenger RNA, 3468 nt
Organism: Homo sapiens (human)
Lineage: Eukaryota; Metazoa; Chordata; Mammalia; Primates; Hominidae
Gene: SAMD11
Product: sterile alpha motif domain containing 11
Exons: 14
Coding region: 510-3047 (845 amino acids)
Biological process (GO): negative regulation of transcription by RNA polymerase II
Cellular component (GO): nucleus
Source: RefSeq, marked validated